Messenger RNA from Effrenium voratum, 1743 nucleotides. The record is from the annotation of a GenBank genome assembly. NCBI's taxonomy places the organism in Eukaryota, Dinophyceae, Suessiales, Symbiodiniaceae.
AUGGGGGAGCUGCCCUUCUCCGCCCUGGUAGCGCUGAUUGCGUGCAUGGGGCCUGAGCCCGGAGAAAGGUUGCUCCACUUGGGCAGCGGCAAUGCUCGCGCUGUCGGUGCCUGGGUGCUUCUUGUGCCGCGAGGCAUCGCCUGCGGGGUGGAGCGGUCUGCGGGCCUCCACAAGGCUGCCUUGGCGUCCGUUGAGCGCCUCGAGUCGGAGGUCCAGCAGAGGAUCUUGCUGCACCAGGGCGACCUUUUCGACAUGCAGUCGGAUUGGCCCCAGGCCAGCUCCAUCCUCCUGGGGUCUGAUGCCUUGGAAGAGGCGGUGGUGGAGAAAGUGGCGGCCGGCCUGCAGAGGACUCAGCCCGGAACGCGCAUCGCUGCCAUCGGCAAGCCCUUGGGUGAUCCCGGAGGUCACUACGGCCUUGAAUUGGUGCGCCAGGUUCCAUAUCGAACGGUGGGCUCUGGCAACACGCUGCUGUGCACGGGCCGGAGGGACGUUAAGCUGGCCCAAAAGAAGGGCACGGAGCACCUUGGCGAGCUCGCGGGCUUCGCAGCUGUUGGCUCCUCAAAAUCGGAGCAGAUCGGCACGAACCGCACGGGGGAGAUGGCGCCUCGGGUGGAGGCUUCCCGGCGCAACCCGAUCAGCUCAGUGCUGAUUUUCGCGGCGGCGUGGUGGGUCGUGGAGAUCUGCAGCCCCACGGCUAUCCCGCGGGAUGUGGCCUUGGUCGUGGCGGGCGAGGCCGAGCCGGACACCGACAGCUUCUUCACCAAGGUCUUUGCUGCGGCGGCGCAGGGUUGCACGGCCGCCUUGGUUGCUGCCAUCCUCUCUGCGUGCGCUGAGCCAUUGGUGAAUCGGCUGCUGGUGAAGCGAAUGACGGUGAGCCAGGCCUACCAGGAGAUGAACUUCAACCUCGUGGCCAACUUCUUCCUUACGACUUUCCCCACCAACAUGCUGAAGUUCCCAGUCUUCGAGGUGAUCAACCGCGCGAUGAUGUACACCAACCUGCCGCCCAGCGUGAGCGGAACCAUCAGCGGCUGGCUGUUCUGCACCGUCAUGCUGCCUGUCACCAACUACCGCUUCCGCAAGAGCAUGGGCUGGGAGAUCAAGGCAUCUCUCCUGUACCAGGCCUAUAUCCCCACAGUGGCCCGGGACAUCAUCUAUGGCUGGGCCCGUGGUUUGGUGGGCAACUGGCUGCAGGACAGUAUUGCCCCCACUGAGUUCAACCACAAGGCCAUGGUCUUCGGCCUCACCAUCUGGGCUUCUUGCAUCAUCUCCUCCCCGUGCAACGAAUGGCGCGGAUUCACUCUGCAGCCCAAGGACAAGAAGCUGCCUUUCAACAUUUACUUCAAGCCGAUCAACUACGCCCGCUCCACAGGCAUUGGCUCCAGUAUCAUGGGGGUGGCGCUGAUGUUCGGCAUGAUGGUCACGCCCUACGCUGAAGAAGCGUUCGGGUACAUGAAGGAGCACGUUGCCCUGGGCGUGGCGAUCGGAGUGGUGCUGGUUGCCGGCAUUUUGGCGGUCAUGAGGUGAUCAGAGUGCCGCAAUCCGAAAAGGUUUUGGCUGGCGGGCCUAGGGUGCUGGGCCCCGCAGCGAACUUCUCCAGAAGCGUUGGGAACGAUGAGCAGCAGGGUAUUUCAGCCCGUGCCACUCCCUGUGUCGCUAGAGAUAAAGUGUGUUAUAGUUUUCACAGAGAAGCUGCAGACAAGCCUCAUGGCUGAAGAAAGCUCCGCUCACACCAUUUGUCUAGAG